CAAUUAUCGCGAUCGGAGCGACCUCCGUUAUGGGUCGUGCGGUGGAUGUACAUGAAAGGUAUAAACGGAAAUAUCAUCUCGAAGUCGAACGCUAAGACGAAUAGGGAUGCUGCUGAGGUUCCCACGACGCCUCCAUCAGAGCCGGCCGCUGGCUUCUGGCCGGGGCGAUCUCGUUCACGUACUCGACGCCCUCGACCAAAUCCGACGUCCAUCGCAGUUUCAGAUCCGAUAUCAACACCUCCACCCUCCUCCAAUGGCACCGUGGACGCCCAGUUCGGCUGCGCCGCUGCCUCAGACUGCGUGGUCAAGGACGUGAGAAACUGCUGCGGAUACUAUCCGAAGUGUGUUAACUCUGGCUUCAAGCCUUUGCCGCCAAAGUGUGAUGGUGGAGUGUUUGGAGUCUGUGGCUUCCCUGUCAUCGAUGCGUGCGACUGCCAGGCGGAGAGAUGUGUAGGAUUGCAGAAUAGCCCGCAGACCGGAGGUCUAUCGAACUUGGACUCCUCGGUCUCAUUCGAGUCUGGGGGAUCGGGGGAGAUUAGCUGAGAACUCAUCGCCGAAUCGUUGUUUGGUUAGGGCAGAACAUUGCACUGGAUUUCGGCAGAACUCCCGUGCUUCAGUUUGUAGCAAUCCAAUAUCAAUGUCAGUCA
This is a messenger RNA of Eremomyces bilateralis CBS 781.70, 647 nucleotides long. RefSeq lists its product as uncharacterized. NCBI's taxonomy places the organism in Eukaryota, Fungi, Ascomycota, Dothideomycetes, Eremomycetales, Eremomycetaceae. The transcript has a single exon. The coding region runs from base 52 to 543 and encodes 163 amino acids. The record is from RefSeq and is a predicted model, not a curated record.